Elaeis guineensis (African oil palm) is the source of this 2209-nucleotide messenger RNA. RefSeq lists its product as uncharacterized. Gene Ontology annotation, molecular function: RNA binding. The record is from RefSeq and is a predicted model, not a curated record. NCBI's taxonomy places the organism in Eukaryota, Viridiplantae, Streptophyta, Magnoliopsida, Arecales, Arecaceae.
UCCCUUUUCCCACCUUUAGCUUUUCUUCCCUCCCUCUCUCCUCUCUCUCUCUCCUCUCUCUCUCUCUCUCUCCUCUUCUCCGCCGAGCUAAAGCUUUGACAAACUCUCUCUAUAUAUAUUUGGUUGGAUUUUUUUCCUAUAAUCACAUCAAGAUCACUUGUGUCUAGGCCUCCUGAUCAGCGAAGAGGUAUUAACUUUAGAGUUGGGAUUGGAGAAGGAAAGAGGAGGGUGGUGGGGGAGAUAGAGGGAGAAGAGAAGGAUCUAGGGAGGAGAAGAUGAAUAAUCCACCUAACAUGGCAGGACAAUUUGGAGACACCACUUACACCAAGAUCUUUGUUGGGGGUCUGGCUUGGGAGACCCAAAGAGAGACCAUGAGGAAAUAUUUUGAGCAGUUUGGAGAGAUCCUAGAGGCUGUGGUCAUCACUGAUAAGAAUACUGGAAGAUCCAAAGGCUAUGGAUUUGUUACAUUUCGAGAGCCGGAGUCUGCGAUGCGGGCUUGUGUAGAUCCUGCACCAGUGAUCGAUGGAAGGAGGGCUAAUUGUAACCUUGCUUCUCUUGGGGUUCAGAGAUCUAGACCAACAACACCUCUCCAUGGUGGAAGCAGAAACUUUAGGGCAAUGAAAUCUUUUCAAGCAGGCCAGCUUCAGGGUGGGAUGGGUACAGCUUUUCCAUCUCCUGCCACCUUCCCUCAUUAUGCCAUCCAACAAGGGAUUCCUUAUAAUGUCUAUGGGUACUCUCCAUAUUCCCCCGAGUACACUUAUCCAACGAGCUAUUACAAUGUGUAUGGAGGGGCAGCUUCUAAUUAUCCAUUGUAUGGAGGAGCAACAACUGGGCUGGUGACUGGAAGCACUGCUUUCUACCCAUACUUCCAGCUUAGUCAGGGCGGAGGGGCUGCCACCUAUGCUCAUGGUCAGGGCUUUGGUUUGCAGUACCCACAGAUGUUGCAGUACUCCGCGGCGACCACAACGGCCGGAGUGACGGGGUUCUCGGGGCAGCAUUAUGAAGGGCCCUUGUCUCUUGCUCCAACUCCCCCAGCUCAAGCAGUGUGUUUUACUCUAAAACAGGCAUGACUAUGGCUCUUGCAGCUCCAACUCUGCCAACUCCAACAGCCCAUCACUACAGACUCAUCCCUACUCCCCUCACCGCAACGACGGCACCAGAGCAACCCUUGGCUUAACCAUGGUUUUUCCUUUCAUCUCUCCCCACUGCACUUCCUUUCUCUUCUCGAUCAUUCUCCUUUCAUGUGUCUGUGUGUCCAUAUCUUUCCUUCUCUAAAACAUGCCCAAGUUUGCACCUUAAGGACCCAGCUUUUUUAGUCCUGGAGAGGCUAAAGAAAUAAAGUUUCAAGUUGGGAAGAAUUAUCCAAGUCUUAGAUGCAUUGAUGCUAAUUGGGCAGUUCACUAAGCUUUAGCCCUGGGAUGGGCUUAAAGCAUCCACACCCCAGGGUGGGGUGGCAUCUCCAAAGAUAAAAGGGUCACUAACCUGAGCUCCUCACGAGCCAGGCACAAGAACCCUUUCUAACCCCAUAGCCCAAGCUGGGCUUGAGCCAAAACAAUCCUAACUUGGACUUCAAGAUGAUGAUUUUUAAAAGCAAAUGGUCAAGUCUCUUCCAAUAUUAGCCUUAGGUUGGCUCAUCUUGCUUCAACCUCUGCUAAAUACCUCUAGAUGUAGGGGCAAAUUUAGCCAAAUCCAAGGGCAAAGGCAAGCCCUGGACCAUGUUCUAAUCUUAGCCCUUGCAUGGGCUACUUAAAACACCCUCAUGAUUCUACUGAGUUGUUAUCAUCCACCAUGUGCCACUUUACCCCAACAUUACCUAAUAAGCAUAUUAGAACUUAGUGUAACCAACCAUGUAAUCCCUUACCUAGAGAAAGGUAAGAUGCCUUAAUUAACUAGUAGUCCUCCUCUAUUGGCUUUCUGUAUACAUUCAUGAGGCUGGGCUCUGAGGAGAGUCUAGGCCUCAGUCAAGGCGGGUUUGAGAAGGGCUAGUGCUUGUUUUUGGCAUGUAGCUCUACCCCCUGUCCCAUACUUCAGAUGGGCUCCACAUAUGGCUGUGGAGUUCCUCUUCACCCUUAGGAUAGUUGAAGUUUUCCCAACCCAACGGUCCCCAGGGAGAUAUUUUUGGUCUCUUGGGUCCCAUCUCCCCUAACUCUACUCCAAAAACNCCAUGGUUGAGUCCAAGAGUCUCUCUCUCUCUCUCUCUCUCUCUCUC